Cooperia oncophora is the source of this 645-nucleotide messenger RNA. NCBI's taxonomy places the organism in Eukaryota, Metazoa, Nematoda, Chromadorea, Rhabditida, Trichostrongylidae. The record is from the annotation of a GenBank genome assembly.
AUGGAUGCGCUCGAUUUCUCGAAUACCCUCCCUAAGUAUAACAACUUCAUCGAUCAUCGCCCUGAGGGAUUUCCCAUGGUUUUCAUUCAUGUGACGAAUGCUACUCGGGUGUUCUACAGCAUCCUUGCCCAUCCUCGAUGUACCCACUGUGAAACGCCCCUGGUCACAGUGUUCGCGAACAGCACCGAGCCGAUCCGUGUGGAGUUUGAACUGGAUGAACGAACUGGUUGGCGGUAUCCAGAAUGCGUCCAUCUAGAUGCGGAACAUACGUCCUGGUCAACGCAUCACGCCCAACUCGUCGCGCUCAAUCUGACGCACGCUGUCUGCGAAUUCGAGUCAAGCGGAGUGUUCACGAUGCGCAUUUCACAUUCGGCGUCGUUGGCGGCUCCAGUGAUGGCAGCGGUCGCCCUCCUGCUUUGCCUAAUGGCCAUGGUGUUGACACUUGCGAAAAGAGCAACAACUGCCAGGCUCAUCCGACUCGGAUAUAUCGUCACCUUCGUCCUUAACGCCACUAACCUGUACUUCGUGAACAGAGCAGCAGUGAAUCAGGUGUUUACGUCAGAAUGUUCUGUCCCGGGAAAUGGAUUCUACCGGAUACCCAACCAGGGCUUGUUUGACUCUCUUAACGCGAAUUUCGAUCUGUGA